AUGCGUGACGAGGAAGGCCACAAACAGGAUGACGAGGAGUAUAGUCAGCCAAGGAUCUGCGAGGGGGAUUGGCUACUGAGCAUCGGAGAUAUCGAUGUGAAUGCAGACAGGGCGAACAAGAGUGAGCUCGUCAACAGACUUGUUAUGCAUGGGGAGCAGGGCGAACGAGUCAGACUCGUCAUGCAGCGAACUGACAAGACGAUCUACUCUGUCACCUUGAGGCGCCAUUAUGCCGCUCCUGGGGAGCCGCGCAUUGACAUCCUGCGGUGCUAA
Molecule: messenger RNA, 273 nt
Organism: Guillardia theta CCMP2712
Lineage: Eukaryota; Cryptophyceae; Pyrenomonadales; Geminigeraceae
Exons: 5
Coding region: 1-273 (90 amino acids)
Source: RefSeq, a predicted model, not a curated record